Molecule: messenger RNA, 1803 nt
Organism: Vespula vulgaris
Lineage: Eukaryota; Metazoa; Arthropoda; Insecta; Hymenoptera; Vespidae
Product: D-beta-hydroxybutyrate dehydrogenase, mitochondrial
Exons: 6
Coding region: 684-1637 (317 amino acids)
Source: RefSeq, a predicted model, not a curated record
GAGAGAGAGAGAGAGAGAGAGAGAGGCAGAAGGAAAGAAAGGAGGAAUCUUUGUUGAAAGUCGCAAAAGAGAAACGAGAGAAGCAAUCUGGGCGUAGUCAAGCCACGUGACUAGUGGAGGCUCGAGUGGCGGCGAGUGCGAAGAUGCCGCGGAAUGCCUUCCCCGGGCCGGGCUAGCUCGACUCGCGGCUCGAGGUAGGCACGCGAAGCUCGAAGAGGUCUACUCUGUUCGCGCCGUUCCUCCUCGUGGUCAUUCCAACCGGGAAUUCUCGAAAGCCGGUUGUGUAGCAGGUAAACGCGCACGCGGCCCGCUGCGGCUCGCCGCUCUCAGCGUAACUCUCACAGUACGAAUUCGCGAGUACUACGUUUCAUCUCAUCAUCGUUUUGUUUUUUUCUUCUUCUGUUUUUUCUUCAUCCUCUUCGUCUUCUCCCUCUUCUUCCUAUUCUUCUUUUUUUUCCAUCUGUUUCUCUUCCUCCUCCUCCUCCUCCUCCUUCUCCUUCUCCUCCUCCUCCUCUUCUUUUUGUUCUUUUUGUUCUUGUUCUUCUUUUUUUUCUUCUUCUUUUUGUUCUUCUUCUUUUUCCUCUUCCUCCUCCUCCUCCUCCUCUUGUUUUUUUUUCUUCUUUGGAUCGUCGUCGCGACAUUGUUGACCUCAACUUCAUCUACUCACAGAUUAUAAGAUCGCGAUGGACGUCGAAACCGGCGCCAUCUUGGCACUUCAGAUUUUAGCCCUUUGCUCUAUAGCUGCUGCACUACUUGCUUAUCUGAUGCGACAAUCAAGAAAUGCCGGAGACGAAUACGAGUUGCGAAACAAACGUCACGUACUCGUAACCAACUGCGAUACGUGCGUGGGUCUACAGAUUGCCCUUGCACUCUCUGAAGCCGGUUACAAGGUAUUCGCUGGUCUACCAAAUCCAUUGGAAAAUUCACCAUCCAUAAAAAUUUUAAAGGCGGUAGAACAAGAACGUGAAAAAGAAAUGGACAAUAAUGACGCGAGUAACGAUAAGAUUCAACUUCGUACUCGAGGACAAAUCGUGCCAUUGGAGUUAGAUCCAACUAGGGAAGACAGUCUACAUGCUUCCUUGGACGCCGUCAGAGCGAAACUUCCAGCUGGAGAAGAUGGUCUCUGGGCAGUGAUACAUACCGGUGGCUUGGCGUUACCGGGUUCUAUAGAAAAGCAAACCAGUUCAGCGUGGGAAUCUAUGCUGCGACACAAUCUGGUCGCACCCCUUAGAACGGCCAGAGUGUUUAUCCCUCUUCUGCGCGUUAAAAGAGGUCGCAUCGUUCUCCUGGGUGAUUCCGAGACGAGCUACGCUAGCAAAGCCGGAACAGGGUUGGUAGCAUUCACUGCUUCUCGUAAAGCUGUGGAAGGGGCUGCUACGGCAUUAAAGAGCGAAUUACAUUCUUCGGGUGUUGACGUCGUGCUUCUCAAACCACCACCCGUGAAUCCCCUCGUCCUUUAUGCAUCGCCUGUUCUCAAGACGGUCGACGUCGAAUCGGGUGUUACGUCUUCCGAGGGAACGUGGAUCGCACCUUUAUCGAAUUACUCGGUUCAAAACUCUCUAAUACCUGCCUUAACGACACCCUGUCCAUUAAGUUCGUACGAUAUGAGCUUAAAGACCAAAUUGUUCUGGCGAUAAAUAUUAUAAUAAGAAAGAAAUGUUUUUAUUUAUAUAAGAUCUAUCUUUUCUAUUUCUUUCUCUCUACGCAAGAUGAAAGCGAUAGACUGUAAAUUUUGUAGUACUGUUAAAUAACGAUUUGUACAGUUUUGUAAACAAUUUAGAAUAAAAAUGUCUAGCAUAGAAA